GAGCUGCUGGUGAAGUGUGGCUAGCUGAUAAGUGCGCCCCACAAUCACUUUGGAAGGUGUGUGUAGUAGUGUAAGAAGGUUUGUUGACACAGAGAUAUUGUUUGAUUUUUUAACUAAGUAUAUAUUGGCCUAUAGUCCAUUGUACAGUGCUAGUUGUACGCUGAUCACCGUACGUGUUUGCUGGGUUUCCGGGACUGGCGUGGCGUUCCCGUUAUACGUCCUGUCCUUGGAGUAACGACGAUCGCCACUUCUGGCGUACAACAUCUAACUGCACUACAAGAUUACAGCCAACCAUGGCCCUAGUUCAUCACUGAAGAUACAGCUCUGUGUUUACAACAGGAAAUCACGGUAGAGAGUGGGAUGUAAAAGCUGCAUUUUCGUUGCUUGGCAGCAAUUUGCAGCUUUUCAUAAGCGAACAUCAUUUUAUCGCUACACAUGCUAUUGAACCAGCCUAUCAGAAGGCUUGUUACAGUUGACGUCGAAAGCAAUUACAACCAUGCCGUUACCAAACAACACUAAGGGAUCGCUGUUCAGCAGGGGAAAUUCUGGCAAGGCGAGUGGCCAGACCAAGCCUGGACUAUCUACCUCCCCGGUCAGGGGGGUCAAGAUGGGCAACGGGGCUAGUUCAGCUUCCACAGCUCUAGAUGGUGAUGUCCAUGAACAUUUAAAUAACAAGAAAUUGAUCCCAGAUUUGAGGGCAGAAAUCAAAAUUCGUGAUGCAAAGAUAUUGAAAUAUGAAACAGAAUUAUUGGAAAAGAAACGGAUACUGGAGGAAAAGUGUGCGGAAAUUACAAAAUUACGAGCUGAAGUUGACAAAUUACAAUCAGUGUUACAAAUUAAAGUUCACAAGGAUGCUGGGAAUCCGGACAUUUUGGCGACUAUUCAUGAAAAUUCCUCGGUGCCGGGACAGGAGGGGCGGAGUAAGAAACAAGGCGUUUCCGCUGAGAGUCCCAUGUCUAGUCAGCAUGGAACAGUCGUGGAAAUUAAGAGACAUGAAAAGGAAAUCAGAUCUAAACAGUUAAUAAAAGAUGCAAUUCUAGACAACGACUUUUUGAAAAACCUGGAUUCCACCCAGGUACGCGAGAUUGUAGAUACCAUGUACGAGAAACAAGUGAAACAGGGCCACUACAUCAUUCGAGAAGGCGAGAGCGGACAGCACCUAUAUGUAUCGGCAGAUGGAGAGUUGGAGGUGUUGAAAGGAUCAAAAGUACUCGGCAAAAUGGUGGCAGGUCGCGCUUUUGGGGAGUUGGCCAUCCUUUACAAUUGUACAAGAACCGCAUCCGUCCGAGCCCUGUCUGACGUUAAGGUAUGGGUACUGGAUCGAAGAGUGUUCCAGGCCAUUAUGAUGAAGACUGGUAUACAACGACAAGAAGAAAAUAUCCGCUUCCUCAGGAGCGUUCCACUUUUGAAAAAACUGCCAACAGAAAAAUUAUCUAAAAUAGCAGAUGUUUUAGAAGUGGACUUUUUUCAUGAACAUCAAUACAUCAUCCGAGAGGGCGGGACAGGUGACACAUUUUUCAUCAUCAACAAUGGGGAGGUCAAAGUAACUCAAAAGAUUGCAGGAUUCGAAGACCCACAGCUCAUAAGGACCCUUAAACGAGGUGAUUACUUCGGCGAGAAAGCUUUACUCAGCGAAGACCGCCGAACCGCAAAUGUGAUAGCUCAGGCGCCUGGGGUGGAAUGUCUGACAGUUGACAGAGAUUCCUUUAGUAAACUCAUCGGAGACCUGAAAGAACUUCAGGAGAAAGAUUACGGUGAUGAAGCACGAGGUGCACAGAGGCUCUCUGAAAAUAAGAAUGACUCCCAAGAACAGAGAUCUAGCGGUGGCAAUGGCAGUGAGGUACCAUUGUCUCCUAUGCGAGAGAAGGUUGGCCAGGAAUACCUGGAUAUACAACUAGACCAUCUGGAGCUGGUAGCCACACUAGGAAUGGGAGGCUUUGGUCGAGUCGAACUGGUGCAACUUACGACCGACCGAAGCAGAACGUUCGCGCUCAAGUGCCUUAAGAAAAAGCAUAUAGUGGACACCCGGCAACAGGAACAUAUAUAUUCUGAGAAGAAGAUUAUGAUGGAAUCAAACUGUGUGUUCAUUGCAAGGAUGUAUAAAACGUUUAAAGAUAAGAAAUAUGUGUAUAUGCUGAUGGAGGCGUGUUUAGGAGGGGAGCUCUGGACCAUACUACGAGACAGAGGCUACUUCGAUGACGCUACGGCUCGCUUCUGUGUGGCAUGCGUUGUAGAAGCUUUCCAUUUCCUACACGACCGUGGUAUCAUCUAUCGAGAUCUGAAGCCUGAGAAUUUACUGCUGGACUCAAACGGAACCGUCAAAUUGGUUGACUUCGGAUUUGCUAAGAAGAUGAGUCCAGGCCGGAAGACCUGGACGUUUUGUGGUACUCCAGAGUACGUCGCUCCGGAAAUUAUCCUGAACAAAGGCCACGACCGAGCAGCGGAUUACUGGUCCCUAGGAAUACUUAUGUUUGAACUGCUUACUGGGAGUCCGCCAUUUGCCGGUACCGACCCCAUGAAGACGUACAAUAUCAUCCUAAAGGGCAUUGACUCUAUAGAAAUACCUCGCAAGAUUAGCAAGAUAGCAAAUGUUCUCAUCAAAAAGCUAUGCAAAGACAAUCCUGCUGAACGACUUGGUUACGGCAAGAAUGGAAUCAUGGAAAUAAAAAAACACAAGUGGUUCCAGGGAUUUGACUGGGACGGUUUAAACAAUAGAAAAAUUCUGCCAUCUAUCAUUCCAAAGGUACGGAGUCCAACAGAUAGUAGCAAUUUUGACAGCUAUCCUAAAAGUAUGGAGGUACCUCCAGACGAGUUGUCAGGAUGGGAUUUCGACUUUUAGUAGGAGAUGUCAGUGAAGCCGGAUUUGCCAAAACAUCAUUUACUCUCUCAAAAUCAAGUUAGACGUAGAACCGUUCAGUUCGAUAUUGAUUCAGUUUUACAACUAUUUAAGUCUGUUAUUGAACCAGCUUUAAUAGUGGUCCAAAUUUCUUCUGAACUUGUUGAGUAGACAUUCAGUUCUUUCUGAAUUGUUUCAUUCCUAGGAAAGGUUAUGUUGUUUACGUUUAUAUUUUUAUGAUUGAUAUACGGUUUAAGAUAAUACAUGUACUCCAUUUGUAUGUAUGCUCCACUAGAAAGGGUUCAUAACGGCCAGAGUUUAAACACAUACUGACUGUGUUUACGUCUAGCCAUCGAAUAAGGUCAACUAUCGUUUAUGUACAUGAAUUUGAGUUAAACGCCAAUAACGUUUAACAUACAACAUAUACAGUCCAAUUGAAAGUAAACAUGUAAUUGGUUGUCAAGAGAAAUUUAGUAGUGAAGCAUUAAACAAUAAGAUUGUUUAGCUGAAAUUUGAAUCUCAAGAAAAUCAUUUCCAUUUCAUUUACCGUGUUUGGAUAACAUACCAUGACACAAAGUUGUGAUAUCCAUUUAGAAAUGUAUCAUUAUUCACGGAAUGUCGGUCAGGUGGACAGUUUCGACCUUAAACAUGUUCUUCUUUUUCUGAUACUAGUAUUAGAAUCGAACGGUGACCUAUUUGCAGUGACUUCGCUCUCAUAUUGGCACAAUGAGUUAUAACGGCAGAAUGAACCAGAUUUUUGAAAACAAGUAUGCAAUUUAACAUCAUAUCGAACUCAUGAUGUUCAAAACAAAAAAUACAAUUUGAGACAAGUCAACAUUAUAUUUUUUAAUUUGUGUGACUCUACUAUUUAUUGGCUUAAAUCAUCGAAUGUAUACAGGCAUUACAUUACCCCUUCAUUCUGUCGAUUAAAUAAGGGGAAAUGUUUUUGAAUAAAUACUCGUUAAGAUAAAUAGUAACAAUUAGAUGUAGUUCGUUAGAAUCACGUCGCCGAUUGAUUUAUACAUACGUACGUGACUGUAUAUAACUUCUACUGAUGCAGAAGUAAAUAUAAUCGAUUAAUAUAUCAUAGCAGCUGUGAGAAUGAUUUCAGCGUAUAUUGUAUCACAAGAUAGAUUUACUGAAUAUUGCUAAUUGGAGUCCUGUAUUUUAUACUAUCAGUAAGAAUGCUCGUCCAUAGAGAAAUAGCAAUACUGCCAAUAUAUUGUAUGUAUGCAAACGACUAAUUGGGUGGCUUGUGUUCAAAACGGAUAAUCGAUAGUCUGUGUGUGUAUAUUAUAAGGACUGGAAGUUAUAAACUGUAUGUGGGCAUUUACAUCAUAAAAUGAUAUCGUAAUAUCCCUUGUACUAAUCACAUUUUAAAAUCGUUUCUUUUUUUGAAACAAUGAUUAUAUCAUUAUCAUAGUAUAUAAUUGAUUAGAUCAUUAUUAAGUUCUGUUCUGUCCAUUGAUCAUUUAGUUUUAAUGUUUAACAUUUGUUUAUUAGAGGGAACCGCUGAAACUUCUCAUAUAACGCUUUGAUAACAAAUAUUUGAUUUUAAACAAAGCUAUUUUUACGCUGGAACAGAGGUUUUGACUUGCGUACAUUUCUUUGUGAAUGGAAAUAUAGGAGUACUGUCCAUCCGGAAGUUGAUUUCAUGUCCGUACCUGCUUAUUGAUUUCAUUCAGAGUCCAUAGCAAUUAAUUAAUGAGAAAUGGGUGUGGUAUUGUCAUAACGUAUUCCAUAUCGAUUUACGCUGUUUUUCACCGCUAUUAAUUCCUCCAUCUAGUUAUUAUGAGUGGUCCGGACAAGGAAAGAUCACAGAGGUCAUGGAAUGUCACCUAGUUAAAACCUGGGUAAAUAUAUAGAAUCAUAGAGGAAUCUCGCUUAAAUUGUUCCCGGUUCAAUUUACAGUAAUUCAAUGACAGUAAAUGUAUAAAAUCCUAGUGUAUCGGUCUUCAUUAAUAAUCAUGUAUCAGUAAAUACCUGGUAAAAUGUAUAAGAUCUUAGGUGUAUCUGACUUAGUUAAUAAGCGUAUCUCACUUAAUACCUGUAAAUUGAUUAAUAAGCGUGUUGUAUAGCUAUACCGGGUAAACUGUUAAGAAUCAUAGGUAUAUCUCCCUUAAAUAAUACCCGGUUUUACAAUCAUUUAAUGAAUGCCUGAACAUCUAACUAGUAACUGUCUUCAUUAAUACCUGGUAAAUAGAUAACAUAAUAGUUUUAACUAACUUAGUGAAUACUACUUACUUGAUCGAUAAAUAGAUGCAACUCGUGUUUUUUCGCUCUAGUAGGCUCUAAAAGCGCCAUGUAUUUACGUUCACUCUAGAGAAAAAGCAUUUCAGUCUAAAAGUGUAUAUUAUUGCUGAUACAACAUUUCCUUGUGCAAAUCUACAAAAUAGUUUAAACUAAACUUUUUAAUCACUUAUUAAACAAGUUUUGUAUCAUAGUUUAAAUAAUUUCUGGUGUAAAAUUUGAAUAAUUUAGUUAAAAUACCUCAUAAUAAUAUUUCAACAUUUAACAUAAUUGAGCUCUAAAAGAAAAUGCACUUAAAUAACAUCUUCACUAAAAUGCAAUUCUUGAUAUAUACAUAUUUUAUUGUUGUUUUUUUUUAUUGUUAUUAUUAUUUUAUGAUAUUUUAUUUUGUGUAUUAUGUAAUAUAACAUGUAUUACGUUUGUAGCUGUGGUUACUCGGAAAAUAGUUAGCCAGUUAAGCUUUGUAAAAUAUCAAAUGUGGUCAGUUAUAUGUAUAUAAUGGAGAAAUUUAUUCCUCUUAAAAAAGUUCAUGUUUCGUGUAAUGAAGGAUUUGUUAAUCAUUUUAUUUGUUUUAAAUGGUAUAUCGGUAUGUGCUGGGAUACUAAAAAUUUGAUGUCCAAUGUAACUGAUUGUGAUGUGCUUUUACUUUUCAUAAAUUGCAUGAUUAAUAUUUGUGUGGAUAGCCAAGUGGGUUCAGCCUUGAAUAUCCUGCACACAAUGGGUUUUUUUUUUUUUUUGUCUUUUAGGGUAAAUUUGGUAAAUGUUUUCUUCCUGCUUCAUUGUUUUUCAAAAAGAACCAAAUCAGGUGUAUCGGGGUUUUUUUUUCCUUCUAAAUUAUAUGUUAGCAGUCAAAAUGUAAGAAUCUCAUGAUACCCUUUUUUCUUCUGAUUAUAUGCAUUACUAUUCAGCAGAUGUGGUUAUUAACAAUGUUUGAUAUCAAUAUAUAAUUAUCUAUAGCAUACUGUCAACUGUCAAUGAAUAAAUGUCCAUUGACAUACUAUUGAACAUGAUUAUGUAUCAAUGUAAAAAUAUGCUGUAUCAUGCCGUCUAUUUUAUAUAUCUACAAGAUUUUAAUGCACAACCUUGAUUCUACAAGCAAUGACAUACAAUUGAAAUGUCAACACGGGGCUAUAAUUAGAAUGGGCGCGCUCUAUUCAGUUAUCCUAACCCUUUGAUCUAGCGGAUGCCUAAUGAGUGUCAGUCGAGCAGGUACUUCGCACAUAAUUUCCCUUUUUGUAUAUUCGGACGACUUCUGUUCUUAUCCUUUGGGUUUCCGAUCUAGGUCUUUCAGUAAAGAGUUAAACAUAAUGAAUAGAUUUCAGAUAAAUAGAAUUAAAAUGUCUAAUCAUUUAGUUUAGAUAUAUAGCUAUACUGGUAACAAAUCAGCGAUGUCGGAGCAUGCAUAUUGCGUCUUUGAUACCUAUACACUUUAAACAAUACGUUCCUAAAUAAAUGUGGGUCUGAUAUUUAACUGAUGAUGUAAAGAGACAGUAUUUAAGAGAGAAGACGAUUAUAUUAGGUGAAUCGUUAUAUUCACUGUUGGUUUUUCACAUAAUGCAACGAAGAUAGAUGAUUUUGUACUGUUUUUCUCUUUUCAACACAUGUUUUAUUAUGAUACUCGAAAUGAUUGAGCUUAGAUACCUUUCGUUAGUACAUUAGGCUGUUAAACGUUAUAAUAGGACCAGGUAUUUCAACUGGGAUUAGGCUCUUUUCACAGGAAAAGUUAUCGUUAUAUGAAUUUGAUAAAUAAGAUGAACAUGAUAUUUGAUAAACAAAUCUUAUUUGAAUAUUUGAGAUUGAAUAUGUUCGAAAGUUGUUUCGUUGUAUCUUUUGUUUGCUAAGUAAAAUAGAAAUGUAUUUUUCUGUUAUCAAUAUAAUUAUAUGUAAUCGCUAUUUCUAUGAAGGUGCUAAACGUUCUCUCUUAAAUGCUGUUAUAGGUUUUAAUUCGUUUUUAUGUUUGCAUAUUCCAUUUAGAGACUUAUCAGAACAAAAUGGUUUCCAGAUAGUUUUGAAACUUGCCAAAAACAUCAGAAGAAAUGUAGGCAAGCACAUAUAUAUGAUGAUUUUAUUGUUGCAUAUUGAUAUUCUAGUCAAUAGUUUGAAAGGUAAUCUCACUUUGAAAGGACAAUAUCCAAGACAUCUAUAUUAAUUAUGAACAUUAUACUACAUGAAUCAUUCAUUUUUAGCAUGACUGUCAAUGCAACCGACAGUAAAGAUGAAAGAGAACAGUUGAAAAAAUGUAUAACUUUACCUGGAAUCAACACAUAUAUCACUACACUAUAUCUUGUUUACCGAAAGACAUUUUAAUAAUGUUGUUUUAUCGCGCGAGUGUAUCCGAGUAAUAGUACGUCACAUGGAGCGUGCGUGGUCUUGGCAAAAGUAAUCAGCAUUUCUAUGCGAAAUCACAUUGGCGUCAGAAACAGGCAAUAAUGAUCAUUGCCUUGUUGUUAAUGACAGAAACAUGUCUGAUGGUUUAUUUUAAAGUAUUUUUCGACAUGACGAAGAAAUAAAUUCACUAUAAAAAUUUCGAUAAAGCGCCGUUUCUUUCUGUGACGUUUUUAAGAUGUGCCAGGGUUAUUAAAUUUAAUCACAAAAAUGUAUCAUUCAGGUUGAGAUGUGGAGAUAUACAAUAAAAAUGAUUGUGUCUUAUGUUGAAGCGAUAUAGAGUGCGUGGAACGUGCGUUUAUGCAAUUAUAGAUAAGGUAGGUUAGUCAUUUUACUCGAGUUUUAUCCAUGUGAUAUAAGUAUACAUACAUAAAUAGUACAUGGUUAUAUAUAAGGUAUAAAUAGGUAUAUAUAAAGUGUAUACAUAACUAUACUUAUUGUUCAUAUAUAACUUUAUAUAAUAUUUAAAUAAGGGAUGUAUACAGUAAAUGGCUGUAUAUCAACUUUAUAUAAAUAUUAUAUUAAUAUACUUUUAUAUAAGGUGUAUAUAUUGGAUAUAUAUAACCAUAUAUAGAGUAUAUAUAACUUUAUGUAUGGUAUAUAUAACUAUAUAUAUAUACAUUUAUAAAGCAUCAAUCGGAAUAUCAUUUAAUGUCAUGACUUUCACUUUACUCGUUGUCGUUGGUUCAACUAGCAUAUAGUAUGUUGACGAUACAUUGUUUAUUUUUGUAUAAAUUGAAUUAUGAUAACUGAUUCAAAAGUGCGCUCUUCCAAACGAGCAAUUGAAUAAAAUAUUUGCCAAACAUU
Pecten maximus is the source of this 8278-nucleotide messenger RNA. RefSeq names its product cGMP-dependent protein kinase 1-like. Gene Ontology annotation, biological process: protein phosphorylation. The transcript has 20 exons. The coding region runs from base 497 to 2839 and encodes 780 amino acids. NCBI's taxonomy places the organism in Eukaryota, Metazoa, Mollusca, Bivalvia, Pectinida, Pectinidae. The record is from RefSeq and is a predicted model, not a curated record. Gene Ontology annotation, molecular function: cGMP-dependent protein kinase activity; ATP binding.